Annulohypoxylon maeteangense is the source of this 2117-nucleotide messenger RNA. Its product is annotated as S-adenosyl-L-methionine-dependent methyltransferase. The transcript is spliced from 3 exons. NCBI's taxonomy places the organism in Eukaryota, Fungi, Ascomycota, Sordariomycetes, Xylariales, Hypoxylaceae. The coding region runs from base 228 to 1979 and encodes 583 amino acids. The record is from RefSeq and is a predicted model, not a curated record. Gene Ontology annotation, biological process: polyamine biosynthetic process.
CCGCAACUCCGUGUUAUGUAUUGAAUUAUCAAGACAUCUGUUCAGUUGAAUCCUCUUUAGCCUGUAAAUAAUUCUAUCACUAACAAGUAAAUGAUAUGAUAACUCCAGCAGCUGGCUGUUGAGAGCCAAAUUACCAAUUUACAUUCACUACUUUGCUUCUUGUCAUACUAGGUACUUCAGGCACGUGUUUUGUAGCUAGUUGGACAGAUUCGUUCAUUUCUUUCAUCAUGCCACCACGGAAACAAGUCCCCAAAAAGGGGCCAUCUCAUGCGAAGAUGUCGGAAACGAAGGAAGAUUUCGAGGAGGAGCUCAAGUUAAUGGCCGGCCAAUCAAAGGAUGAUACCUGGUCCAAUUGGGCAAUUCAGCAGGGUAUCGUCUAUGGCAAAGCCCUGUCGCUCAUUACGCUCAUGGCUGUCUACGCCAAUGUCUCCCUACUGACUUUAUCGCCUGUAUAUGGUCAAAUUGCCGCGACCAGGUUACAUGAGAGGGUUGUUUGGUCAGCCCUGUUUGUAGGAUGGGGAGGAAAUCUAGCUCUAAGGCGAGCCUUACCGGUGAAGACCAUCACGCUGUUACCCCUGGUGGCCGCGUAUAUCCCCUUGGCGCAAUUCCUCCUCUUCCAAGCGAGCGAAAGCUUUGGCGCAAAGCUAGGACCGGCUAUUACUGAAGCCUUUACAUUAUUCCCUCUAGCUAUGCUCAGUACAGCCUGCCUUGCGGAUGUCCUCGAAGGUGCUGAUCUAAGCCGCUUGCCGAAAUCCAUUGCGGGCUCUGCGCCUGGUCUAGGUUCAUAUGCUGCUCUCAAAUACAUAGAAAACAAAUCGAUGCAACAAUUGAUAGCGCAGAUCGGCAAAUCAGUCUUCCAGACUCGCAUAGGUUUAGAGCUCGUCCUAGCAUCAGCGUAUAGUGUUUUAGCCCGAUCGAAACUCAUAGUUUGGGCUAUUCCGGCGCUUCUACACACGGCGUUUUACAACACACAUCUCAUGACGCCUAUGGCUACAAAUUCUCUAAAUUCAACACUUCAUGCUAGCGGAUGGUCACUGGUUGACCGGGCAGAGUCAACCACAGGGUACAUCUCGGUUUUGGAUAAUCACAAGGAUGGGUUUCGAGCUAUGCGAUGUGACCAUAGUCUACUCGGCGGCGAAUGGACCAAAUUUGAGCGCAAGAUAGUUGCAGAGCCAAUCUAUAGCGUCUUCACUCAACUUGAAGCUGUGCGCCUCGUCCAAACUCCGAAUAAAGUAACUGACAAUGAAGCAAAGGCUCUGAAUAUUGGUCUUGGGAUCGGGACUUCACCGUCAGCUUUGAUAGCUCAUGGUAUCGACACCACUAUUGUCGAAAUCGACCCCAUGGUCUAUGACUUCGCUAAGAAAUAUUUUGGGUUGCCAUCAAAUCACACGGCGGUCAUUCAAGACGCCAUUUCCUGGAGUCAAUCCAAUAAGGAUGAGCUCCACGAAAACUACGACUACAUCAUCCAUGACGUAUUUACAGGCGGCGCAGAACCAAUCCCACUAUUUACAGAAGAAUUCCUGUCAGGUCUAAAACACAUGUUGAAGCCCAACGGCGUGAUAGCUAUUAAUUACGCUGGUGACUUCACACUCCCACCUCUCGGCAUCGUCAUGAAUACGAUCAAAUCAGUCUUCCCAUCAUGCCGAAUCUUCCGAGAAGGAGAACCACCUUCGGCAGAGACAGUCGAGGAAGCAGGACGCGACUUCGACAAUGUCAUCGUCUUCUGCACCAAGACGGAUGAGAAAGUUACCUUCCGGAAGCCCACCGAUGCCGACUUCCUUGGUAGUCUAUCCAGGAAAGCAUACCUCUUCCCUAAGCACGAAGUGGAUGAAUCGUCCUUCUCAGCUACUGCUGCGGAUGCCGGAAUUCUCAGAGUGAACGAGACCGAGAAGCUAGUGAAGUGGCAUGAUCAGAGCGCCCUUGGUCAUUGGGCUGUCAUGAGGACCGUAUUACCAAAAAAUGUCUGGCAGCAGUGGUGAAAGAAAGGUGUAUGCGAGUUCUGUACGUUCCGUUAUGACGAGAUAUACCCAUGUACCUACCUAGUAGAGUUAAUACUGCUGUAUGUUAAGAGUGCUUUUUUCAUAUUAGAUUCCAAUCAUGGAGGCCUUCGUAAACCG